CUGGGCAAGCUUUCAUGUCACUUGUGAGGUGCACGGCGAAGGUGACCUUUGAAAAUAUGUCUCCUAUUAACUCUUUGAUUGCCUUACGGGAUGUAUUCACGACCAUCAUCUACAGGGUCAGUCCCAGAGGGGCAGCCAUAUUACAGAAUAUGAACUUCAAGCCAGACGGCAGUGAUCUCAACAAUAACAUAUGCAAAAAACCGAUCAAGCUUGGCUUUCCCAACAGCAUGGGAAAGUGUUUAGGGGAGAUGUACAAACUCUGCAAUGAAGGAGAUAUGGUUGACGUUUCGUACGCAACAUCAUUCGUUGCUGCCGUAACGUGCGGCUUCACCGAGUUUGCCACCACAACGCCAAUAGAUAAGUUCCGUGGCGUGGUCUGUGACAUUUUGAUGGGCUCUAAAGCCGUGUUUGGAAAGAUUCCAUUCGUCGGUUCUGGUACUUACGAGUUGGCAAAGAUUAUAUUCUGUUAGCCUGCCUCGACUAAACAACUUCAUGUUUCCGAAAUUCGUACUACAUUCAUAUGAAGAAGUUUUCGUCAAUAAAAGAACCGCA
Molecule: messenger RNA, 552 nt
Organism: Rhipicephalus microplus (southern cattle tick)
Lineage: Eukaryota; Metazoa; Arthropoda; Arachnida; Ixodida; Ixodidae
Source: RefSeq, a predicted model, not a curated record